AUGGUGCCUCAACAGCAAAGGCGGAGACGCCGUAGAGCUGCUUUAUCGCGAACUGCUGAGCGUCGAGUCGUAGUUGUAAGAGGUCCUGGUGGAUUUGGAUUCACUAUCGCGGGCCAAAGACCCUGUGUUGUGUCUGCAGUGGCAGCUGGUGGACCGGCAGAGAGAGCUGGUUUGCGAGCUGGCGAUGCUUUGCUCGCAGUUGACGGGGCUAGUGUGGCUAGAGCACCACAUGCAUCGGUGGCCCGUCUUAUUGCCGCUGCACCAGGGCCCAUUGCCCUAAGUGUGGCUCCUAGAGAAUCUCCACCUACUGAUACUGAAGAUACAGAACCUGAAGAAAGAGCUAGAACAAGACGCAGGUACCCUCCACCUCGGCGCAGACCACAACCAGCAAUGUUACAUCAUCCAGGUUGUCAUGCAGCUCCAAGUACAUCAGGUGUAAACGAAAUCUUACAGAAUUUAACUCGAGCUCAAUUAACACCCAAUCAUUUAGCCAGGCUAGAGUGCAGAGCAGUAGUUGGCUAUUUAGGAACAAUAGAAACACCUCAAGCAUCUCCAAAUGCUGCUCCAGGAAAUGUCCGAACAGCUGUACGAAAAUUGAGGCAAGAGAGGCGCACAGCUGCACCUGUUUUACUUUCUGUUCUUCCUAACGCGUUACUCUUGCGACGUCCCAAUGGACAAGUUCUAGCCCAAUAUCAAAGAGAGAGGAUUGUUUAUGCAGGUUGUGGUUCAGAGGCCGACAGACGAUUUUUUGGGCUUGUAACAGCAGCUGAAAUUACUGAUUUAGAAGCUGAAGCGUCACAUAGCUGCCACGUAUUUGCCGUCGAUCCACGAAUGGCGGAACAUGAGGCUCAUAUUCCACGAUCGAGAGAAUUUCAAAUAUCGUGCACAAGAGAUCCUGUUGCAGAAAGAUGUUUAGAGUUUCCGCCGUCUGCGGAGUACGUGGUUGGUGUUAUCCGUGGCAUGUAUUCUCUACCGCCUGACGAUUGCGUAACUCCUUCAAUACAGCAAAUAUCAAAAUUAGCAGUGAAGGGAGACAGUCCAGCUUUAGGUAAUUUUUCAAGGAAUAACCGACCCGUCUUUAGAGUGCCGCGAGAUAGAAGACCGUGUAGGCACGAAGAAGUGAGGAUUGAACCCGAAUUUGUUGCGAAUUCUCCCCAACCGAGUAAUCAUAGUGAAAUAACUACAACAUCCAGUAACAGUGACUCUGGCAUUGGCUUCCAUAAUGAUUGCAGGAACAUUGCAGAUAGAAUACUUGUUGUUGACUUCGCUGGACAGCAAGCAGCGCCCAAUAGGUUUCGACAGGAGAUGCCGCGACGGCCUAUUGGCUUAGUCGGCUGUAGCAGUUUUGAAACAGAAGGCUCGUUUCUAUCAAACACUACUCCUGUUGUUGACGGAUUUGCAGGUCAAGGCAGGCCUCUUAACAUGGACGAUGUGAUUCUUAACGCGAAUGAUUUACCGCGCCCCGUCAACCUCAGAAAUGACGAAGACAGCUACAAUUACAACAAUAUAUAUGGCAAUCUUCCAUCUAGUUCGAGAAGUUUUAAUGGCGUAGUGUACGACCAAGUGUAUACAGAAAAUGAGGGACACUACGAGUUCAUUCCUUCUCAGAUAGAGGUAGAUGAUAUAGAUAGAGUGGCAGAGACGUUUAAUUCUGUAGAAAUAUACGAGGAGAGACAGCGUCGUGUCGACUAUCAAUCAAAUGAAUCGGUAGAAAAUGUGACAGUCAUCUCUGGCACAAGUAAAGCUAGUGUUGAUUCAGUAUCAGUAUAUUCGUCCCGAAGUCACGAGGAAGCGAGGCCGUCGAGAAGGAAACAUUUACAAGCAUCGCUGGAUGAUAUGCUAGUGUUGGGGUUUCGGGACCCUCCACCACCAGAGGAUAAAGACGACGAAAAAUUUGUUCAUCCUGCUACUAUAAAAUGCAAGGUCCGAAAAUCCAAACCCCUCAACAUAAUCUCGAAAACCAAGUACAUCCUGACUGGUAAAAGUGACAAGGAGAAAAAGGAGAGAGAAGAUAAGAUAGAGAGAAGGAGAGCGUUAAGUGCGAGCGCGGGGGACGUGUCCGGGGUGGGCGACAGAGAGGAGGACGCCCUGCCGGCCGCUGCCAGCGAGCCUGAUCUGAGGGACUCGCAGGUAUGUUUAGAGUUAGUUGUGUUUUUAGUUCUAAGU
Molecule: messenger RNA, 2166 nt
Organism: Brenthis ino (lesser marbled fritillary)
Lineage: Eukaryota; Metazoa; Arthropoda; Insecta; Lepidoptera; Nymphalidae
Source: the annotation of a GenBank genome assembly